GUUCGAAAUCUGAAUUUCGAAGUAAAUUUGAGAGGACAGGCGACGGCCUGACAACUGAUUCAGCUGCGUGAUUUGUUUUCUUCUUGUAAUGAUUACUUUCUCAUCGUGAACCAGUCCUCAAAAAUUGGAUUUAUAUCAUGGAAAAAACCGGAGAACAAAGACUUCACAAAUCGCGAUCAAAACAUGGCGAUUGCACACCUGAAACUCGAGAAGGCUCAUCUUCUGGAGCCACUGGUGGUGCCGUUCGCAAGUCUCGCAGACGAUCGGGGGAGCGAUCACGUUCUCGCAAUCGCAGGAGGAGUGGAAGCUCGGGUUCUCAGAAAUCACCUACUGAUGCCGAUGGAGGCUCGAUCGCUAAACCUCUCCCGGGAACUCCUGCUUCAGUUGAGCCUAAACAAAAUGGAUCAUCAUCAGAUAAAGAGAUGAAGCGGAUGUCCAAGCUAGAUGACCCUCUGGAGAAGAAUGCCAUCAGGGAGAAGCUGAGGGGCAAGCCAGGGGUACGGAGAGAGGGAGGAGAUGCCCCCAGAACAAAAGGACCAAUGGUUGCGAGACCACCUUCAUCACCAUCACCUGUAGAUGGGUCCUCAUCUGCCUCGUCCACCCCACCCCCACCACCGGUAUCAGCAUCCUCAUCGUCAGCAGCGAGGAGACCCAGAUCUCUUCUCCCUCAGAGGUCACAGUCUCCUUCAUCACAUGGCAAGGAGUCACCUUUCACUAAACAGGUUGUAAACAGAGUUGCUUCACCCACAUCACCCAGAAUUCCAAGACACAGGGGAUAUGUUUCUCCUUCUGGUUCCAGACCGGGCUCUCCUACGGGCGGCCACAGGAGGGUGCCAUCACCAAACAACGAUUGUCUGUUCACGCUGGCAGUCGGAGUUCUGAAGAAGCGCGUGGAGAGGGCGCUUCACGCGAGACUCUUCCUCCUCACUCAGAGCGGUCCCAACUCGUUCCUUAUCGGUGGAGACUCGCCAGAUCACAAGUACAAGGUCACCAUCGGGUCACAAAAUUGCAACUGUGGUAAGGGGCCCUUCUGUGUUCAUCUGCUCUUUGUCAUGCUACGAGUGUUCAAGCUUGCCGAGGAUGACAACCUUCUGUGGAACAGAACCCUGAAAAAUUAUGAGGUGGAGUUGCUAUUUUCCAAAUAUGAAGCUAUGAAGAAGAAGAAAUUAAAGCACUCUCCUAGUCAGUCAAGUCAAAGGUCACGGAGGUCAUCCCAGAGUCCAUCCACAUCGCACCUUCCCCGACCAAGCUCUCCAUGCCCAUCAACAGGCAGCAGUGACCAAAGGGAGGAUGAAGACCUGUGUCCUAUCUGCUUACUUGAAAUGGUAGAGGGUGAGAGUCUAGUGGAAUGCAAGAAUGGUUGCCACAACAAGCUACAUCAUCACUGUGUAGCAAUAUGGGAGGGAGAGUGCAAGAGGCAACAGGAGCCUAUGGUGUGCCCUCUGUGCCGAGCUAUUUGGGCCGAUUGCGCCCAUGAGAACCAGGCCGGAGCUGGGGCAGCAUCAUCCACCCCUCAUCCCUCCACGGAGCAGGGACCGGUAGAAGAGGAGGCUGGCAUCACGGAGAGCAGUAGACUCCAGACAUUCCAGCAGAAGAAAGAGGGAUGGAAAGAGGCGUUUGAUAACAGCCUCGUCGAAGCCAUGUUCUCCCGUGACUGGGGCAUCCGUGAGAACACCCUCCACUCGCUCAGUCAGCAGUUGGCGUCGAAGCUGAAACACAGCAGGGAAGGCCUGCUGAACGAGCCUCACGACGUUGAGACGUGUGAGCAGUGUUUCCAGGCAGACAUGAUCACCAUGGAAUCUGGCUUCAUGAUGGUUGCCAUGGCGUGUUCUGAUCCAGUCUACAAAGUUUAUGUAGCAGCAUUGAGAGUACUACGAACUCUCUUGAUGUGUUCACACUGUAGUACCGAAGACCAACAAGCCCAGCUGAGAAAGUGGUUACAGCCUGUCAUGUCGGCCAUCUUGGUCAAAAGCGCAGAUGGCAACAGACGUACAGCUCAGCUGUCUGUGUCAGCCAUGUUUGAACUUGCCAGAGGAGAUUCCGGAGAGCUAGCAGUCAGCAAAGAACUCUCCUGCUCAAGUUGUAUAGGACUGGGCAGCCUGGAUUAUAUCCUGUCUUGUCUCAUCAGCGACAUCCAGAUCAACGUUGGAGAGACAUCGUGGCAACACAUCCUAGGAUGUCUUUGUGUCCUGGAGAGAGUCUUCUCUGACUUCCCGGAGCGCUUCGUCAUCACCGAAGACCACAGUUCUGAAGUGGAGAAGGCGAGCAAGAUCGAGUGUCUGGUUUCCAUAGCGACCUGCGUGUCCUCCUACCUCAACAGCAGCCAUACCAGGAUGUGCAAGAUCGCUAAGAAGAUAUCGGUAACCGUGGCGAAGAUCCUAGUAGCGGAUGCCUCGGGGUUCGCCAGGAUUUGUGACAUGAUGAGGACGCUGGAAUCGCGGGAGGUGGGAAGCCGGAUGUUGCGCCGACUCCAGAAGAUCCUCGAUGAGUAUGAAGGUGCUCAAGAUGAAGCAGCGAGGGAGAGAGAGGAUGCUGCUGUGCAUGGUCACGAUGAAGGAGGAGGAGUGUGUGAUGAUGAGAGAGAUGGGAGACGGAACGGGAUGCUAUCCAAUAUUCAGGAUUCCCCUUGUGCUGCAGAAAACACUAAUGUAUCGUCAAGAAGAUAUGAUCAUGCAAUAACACCAUCGAGACCUUCUCUAAGAGACAAUGCAGAUGGUUGCUUUCCAACGAGAACAGAUAGCAACGAGCAAACGAACGUUAGCGACCUAUCCGACUUGUCAUCAGCCUCUCCGACCACACCCUGUGACAACCCCAUCUGCUUCAAGUCGGAAGUGGCAUCCUCGCCGAAGAAGAGAAUGGCCGCAUUCGACUUCACGUUGCCGGGCGUCGGCUCCAAGAACUGCAAAGAUGAGGUGGAGGCGGAGGAAGCAGAAGCUUUAGCUAUUGCCAUGGAAGCAUCCAUGCAUACUCAGUGUGUCUUACCGUGUGUCCCAGGGCUGAGGACAGAGAGGGAUGGAGAUGUUAUCAUCAAGAUAGAUCACAAGAAUUCCACAGAGGAGGUUGAUGGUGUUGUAAGCCCAAGAUCAAAGCAAUACACAGAGUCCCAGAAUUGGACCAAGGGUGCUAUCUUAGGUACGGGUGCUUUCUCAUCGUGCUACAUGGCUAGGGACGUCAAGACAGGAACGUUGAUGGCAGUCAAACAGAUAUCAUUCUGUCGCAACAACGCCGGAGACCAAGAAGACACCAUGGAGGAAAUCAAGAAGGAGAUCAAGCUAAUGGCCACCUUUGACCACCCUCACAUCGUCCGCCUCAUGGGGGCGACGCAGCACGACGCCCACUUCAAUGUGUUUGUGGAGUGGAUGCCGGGUGGAGCAGUUUCCACGCUGCUCAAGGACUUCGGUGCCUUCAGCAACGCGGUGACGGUCAAGUACAUCCACCAGGUGUGCCUGGGGCUGGCUUAUCUUCACGAUAACAGGGUCAUCCAUAGAGACCUUAAAGGGGCCAACUUGCUGAUGGAUAGCACUGGCCACCACCUGAGAAUAGCUGACCUGGGUACAGCAGGCAAGAUGAAUGCUGAUAUCACGCGGACUGAUGAGUUCAAAGGUCAAUUCCUAGGCACUAUCUCCUUCAUGGCUCCAGAGGUGUUGAGAGGAGAGCCGUACGGUCGUAGCUGUGAUAUCUGGAGUGUAGGGUGCUGUAUCAUUGAGAUGUGCACCACUAAACCACCAUGGAAUAACACAGCGAUAUCCAACCAUUACCAACUCCUUUUCAAGAUCGCAAGUGCCAAUGGGCCUCCGCCGAUCCCAGAAUCCCUCUCUCCAGCCCUACGAGACAUCACUCUUCGUUGCCUCGAGGCCGAGCCAUCCGCUCGACCGGGCGUCAUGGAGCUUCUGAAGCAUCCUGCAUUCACUCAGAUGAAGAGAUGAGCCUUUGGGCUAUUCUAAUCUAUCUUGAAGCCUCCAGCCCUACAUGACAUCGCUCUUCGUUGCCUCGAGGCCGAGCCAUCCGCUCGACCAGGCGUCAUGGAGCUUCUGAAGCAUCCUGCUUUCACUCAGAUGAAGAGAUGAGCCUUUGGGCUAUUCUAGUCUAUCUUGAAGCAAUGAGGGUACUUCUUUCAUUUCUUGGAAGAAUUUGAUGUAUCUUGUAUCUGGAGAGGGAAAAAAUAAUCCAAACACCAUCCGAAGUUGGCUUAAUGUCUGUUGCAGAGGAAUUCACUGAAGUGGAAUUUUAUUUCUGGGUUACUUCAGAGUUUCUUAGAGCCUUAAGGAGAUAAAGAGUCUAAGUAAUGGAUGUAGAAACCAUUUUAAGCUGGCUUUUUUGCUUGAAGCAAUGCCUAUAAAAUAGUAUUGUAUUCCAAUAAGAGCUCUCAAGCAAAAGGUUCUUCUUUCAGGGUUACCUUGAGGCUUGAUGAGCUCAAGAUCGAGACAAAGCCAUGAAUGUAGCUGGCUUCAUUUGUGGAGGUAAUAUCCGAGCAGUGUUUCUUUCUGCUUGGAGGAAUAGACUUGAGCAAAGAAUCUUUCAAUAUUUUUUCAAGCCUGAAUUCUAAUUACCAUGUGAUGUGCAGAUAGAAAUGUAGUUCCCGCAACAAAUAGUCUGGACUUCUCAGGUGCCAUGCUGGUCAGGUGAAACCAAGAGUAAUACUCUCUACUCUGCCCAAGACAAGUGAUUUUAUGACUGAUGUAACUGUACUAGGAAAGUAUAAAUUUGACAUACCGGUAACGUACUUGUGUGCAAAGACUGCGAUAAGAUGUGAUGACAUUAUGUGGACAGUUUAAAUGCUGCUUGUUAAAGUGAGAAUAAGUGAAGUUUAUUUUUUAUAUGUCACUCUUCUUAAAAAUCUGUCUAUGGUAAAGACAAUCAUGUUUUAAUGAUGUGAGAUUAAUUUCUUACAUAUAAUGUACAUGAAAUUGUUGCAUAUACUUCUUUGUAUUCAAAGGAUCUCUACCAUUUCAGUUACAGUAAGUUGAAAUAAUUUUAACUCAUCCACGAUUGAUUUCAACUUUUCUGUAAUACUUCAUGAAGUGCCCAGUUAUUAGACAUUAUCAAUGCCAACAAUAAGUAUGUAGCCAAGAUGUACUUAAUAUUUUUUUUACAAUGUCGAUACCAUUCCAAUGGAUACCCAUUUCUAGAAGUACAUCAGAAGUGUUAGCCUUAAAUUAUGUGUGUGUGUGUGUCCUUAUUUCUAGCAAUAUAUUAUAAAAGCCAAGGUUAAAAUCGUGUGUGAUUGGAUCCUUUAAACUUUUUCUGCCUUAAUUAACAGUGACUGUAUUCGCUAAAGAACCACCAAAUGUGCCCAGAUUGACAUAGUUUUGCCAAGAAGAUUACGAUUGUUAAUAUUUAUGUAUUUUCUUUCCAUUAAAGAAACCCAGUGUUUGGAAAACUCCCUCUCUGACUUUCAUAUACUAUAAUGUAUAAAAACAAAAGGAGAGUUAUAUCCCAACAGCUAAUUAUGAUAUUGGAGAAGCUUUUAACCCCAAUAUAAAGUAUAUAUUUUAAAAUGUGAUAAUUCUCUGUCCAUAUUCUAUAAUAUGGGUUGUUUUACUAUCUUUACUAAAAUAAGUUUUUCCUUUUUUUUGGUAAAGAAAUGCAAGGCUGUGUAAAGUAAGCUUUACAUUUUAUCCUCGGUGUAAAAAUACUUCAGAAAAAAAGUGCUCACUUUUUUAAUGAUUUUAUAUUUCCAAGUGCCAUAUGUCCCAGCUAAGUGCCUAAAACUUUUUACCAUUCUGAUAUACUCUUUUUAAAAUUUCCAUUUGAUAUAUGAUACUAUCUCAACAAUUAAGACUGGUAAUUUAAUAAAUACAAACAAGUCCUUUUAAAUUCAAUUGAUUUUGUUCUUGAAUCGUAUCGACCUGAGUAUAUUUAAUGCUGUAAGCUAGUUUUAUUUGAUAACUUUUUUUUAUCUUGCCUC
Strongylocentrotus purpuratus (purple sea urchin) is the source of this 5908-nucleotide messenger RNA. It is a transcript of the gene map3k1, whose product is annotated as mitogen-activated protein kinase kinase kinase 1. Gene Ontology annotation, cellular component: cytoplasm. Lineage: Eukaryota; Metazoa; Echinodermata; Echinoidea; Camarodonta; Strongylocentrotidae. Bases 138 to 3926 code for a protein of 1262 amino acids. The transcript is spliced from 18 exons. Gene Ontology annotation, biological process: protein phosphorylation. Gene Ontology annotation, molecular function: zinc ion binding; ATP binding; protein serine/threonine kinase activity. The record is from RefSeq and is a predicted model, not a curated record.